Salmo salar (Atlantic salmon) is the source of this 2097-nucleotide messenger RNA. RefSeq names its product ETS translocation variant 4. The record is from RefSeq and is a predicted model, not a curated record. Lineage: Eukaryota; Metazoa; Chordata; Actinopteri; Salmoniformes; Salmonidae. Gene Ontology annotation, molecular function: DNA-binding transcription factor activity, RNA polymerase II-specific; sequence-specific DNA binding. Gene Ontology annotation, biological process: regulation of transcription by RNA polymerase II; cell differentiation. Gene Ontology annotation, cellular component: nucleus.
GACAAAGGAAGAAAUUCGAGCCCUUGAAAGAGGAAAUCCACGAAUCAGCAAGUCAUUUGGCCAAGCGAGCGUCAGAGAGCAAGAAAAGCAAGUCUACGUAGUCCAAAUCAACACUCAAGUCUGGAAAAGAAUUGACAACAACAGUGUUUUUUGGGGCAUUACUGUCUCAUGCUUAUAACACACGCAUUAAGCUUUCAAUGUUCUUAUUGUUGACUAUUAUAAGCAAGGCUGCGUGGAUCACAUUCAACUCAGCCUAAAUGAUCACAAACGGUUAACGGAUGGAUUAUAAAAUGGAUGGAUAUUUGGACCAGCAAGUGCCUUACACUUUAGCAAAUAAGUCACAAGGAAAUGGACCCCUAAAUAGACUGUUGAUGGCAGCGAAAAGGAAAUACAUGGACACGGAAUUACCCCCUCAGGAAUCUGAAGACCUCUUUCAGGAUUUAAGCCAGCUUCAGGAGACAUGGCUCACUGAAGCUCAAGUGCCUGACAGUGACGAGCAGUUUGUUCCUGAUUUUCACACCGAAAACUCAGUGGCAUUCCACAGCCCGCCAGUCACCAUCAAGAAGGAACCACCGAGCCCUGGGUCCGACCCCAGCCAAUCCUGUAGCCACAAGCAGAUCCCCAAUGGAGAGCAGUGCCUUUAUGCCAGUGCCUACGAGCCGAAGAGGGCUGCAGGACCCAAUAAGAGCUCCUGCCCCCAAGGGACGCCCAUGUCUCCCAUGCAGCAUCAUUACUCCCCCAAGCCUGCCGGGAGCGCUGGUGGACGGCCUGAUAACACGGCCUACAACAUGAACUCCCCUGCCGCCUCUCAGCCGCUGCCCAACCACAACAACUACCCCAUGAACCCCAGUUCCAGGUAUCAGGCCCCCUCAGCAGACAUGUGCCCCCAGGGGUUCCCCCCUCAAGGGCAGGCCUUCCAGCGCAUGCACCCUGCCCCAGCCGGAGGCAGUGGUGGGGGAGGAGGAGGUGGAGGACCAGGUGGAGGUGGUGGCUAUCAUCGGCAGCACUCAGACCCCUGUCUACCCUACCUGCAGCAGAGCUUCAAGCAAGAGUACCUGGACCCUCUUUACGAGAGGGCCACCCACAUGGCAGGACCCGGGCAUGGAUCAGGACAUGGGCCUCACCCACCUCACCAACACCAACAACCCCACCCGCACUCUCACCACCAUCCGCACAGGUUCCCUCCUGCCCACAUGAUGGUAAAGCAGGAGCCAACCGACUACACCUAUGAGCCUGAUGUGCCUCGAUGUCCUUCCAUGUACCACCACAACGAGGGGUACCCCAACCCCCAGCACAACAAUGAAGGCUAUCUCUUUGAAAACGACUCCCGUGUCGUUCCUGAGAAAUUAGAAGGUGAGGUGAAGCAGGAGGGUGGUAGCGUGUUCCGUGAGGGGGCCCCCUACCAGCGCCGGGGAUCCCUUCAGCUCUGGCAGUUCCUGGUGGCCCUGCUGGACGACCCUGGCAACGCACACUUCAUCGCCUGGACUGGCCGCGGCAUGGAGUUCAAACUCAUCGAACCCGAGGAGGUGGCCAGGCUGUGGGGCAUGCAGAAGAACCGUCCAGCCAUGAACUACGACAAGCUCAGUCGCUCUCUGCGAUAUUACUACGAGAAGGGAAUUAUGCAGAAGGUGGCAGGGGAGCGCUACGUUUACAAGUUUGUGUGCGAGCCCGAGGCCCUCAUCUCCCUGGCCUUCCCCGACAGUCAUCGGCCCGGCCUGAAGGCCGAGUUUGAGCGCUACGUCAACGAGGAGGACACCGUGCCCCUGUCCCACAUGGACGAGGGGGCCACCUACCCCCAAGAACAAGCCCCACCAAACAUGGGCGCCCAACCCUACUCCAAAGGCUACAUGUACUAAUGCUACGGCCCCAUCCUCCAGAUUAUCUAUGUAAUAUCCCAUAAUACCCACCUAUUGCACAUGCCCACCCCAUUCACUUGUAUAUAAGGCUAUGGUGUUUUUUUGUUUUUGUUUAAAUUAAUCUCAUUAGGGAUUUUUGAGUUUUUAAGAGCUGCAUUCCUCUCACUUCUGAGGCCUAUUCAAUCCAUACACAUGACUGUGGUUAAAGAGAUUGCUUAAUAAAGACACAAUAUUACUACUA